AUGCUCCAUUCCCAAUACAUCCCAAUCGCGACCAAAGCCCAUCCUAAACACUGGCGGCUUUCUGGGCAGCUGAACACGUACAACGCCAGUUCUCGUUUACGCCAUUUGGCGAUUGGAGCUGGCCUUUUGAUUCUCGCUGCUUUUUUGUAUUCGAGCCAUUUCACGAAACACUUCGUCGCGCCCCUUGACCUUGACCAACCACCCACGUAUGAGAAGCUGUGGAAGUGGGAGAGGGACUUGCCCCAGCAUAAUCUUGAUUUGCCAUUUCCUGAGGGUCGGACGGGGAGGUAUGUGCUGUUUAAGAAUCAAGUUCAGAUGUUGGGAUGGAAUAACCAUUUGAACGAAAUCCUUAUGAACGCGCACCUGGCGUACAAGUCAGGCAGAGCCUACGUAUUCCAGGACUACAUCUGGAAGCCUGAUUAUUACCCUUGGCCACAAAGUAAAUUCAGGAUCUCAGUCCCCCACACGCCUCUCAACGCUCUCAUGUCCGGACCAGCAGCAGGCGGCCCUUGGGAUCCCGAGGAUCCCGCACCUCGCUCGGUAUCUGAAAAAUGGUUCGACAUUGUUUGCCCAAAGUCCGAGCGCCGCAUCAUCAACACGCGCGACGUCAAGCCUGCGAUAUAUUGGGAGAACGGGGACGUCAUUUUCGAGCAUUGGGAAAAACUCCUCAAAGAUGCACCAGAGAGGUGUAUUGAAGUCCAAGCAGAAAGUCGAUCGAAAGACGGUUUCCCCCAGACGUUUGAUUUAUACCUCUGGGGAUCUUCGCGCGUACUGCCAUUGUGGGAGUCGUUCAAGAACUCACCAGUGUCCCGAUUGCUCGCUACUUCCCCCAUCGUCCAAUCCGCCGUGGACAGGAACGAGUAUCUUUUCCUUCCCAGAGGUCCACGGGUCCCUCGUCCUGCCACAAGGGAUCCUUACGAUCGGAUGUUGGCUAUACAUCUUCGACGGGGAGAUUUCAAGGAAGCCUGUGGAAGGCUAGCGACGUGGAACUCGACAUUCUACAGCUGGAACCUCCACCCUUUCCUUCCAGACAGCUUCACCCCCCCGCCCGGAGGCGAAUGGGGCAAAAACACCCCAGAAAACGAGGCGAUAUACAUGGAACGAUGCCUCCCCACCGACGAGGCUAUCAUCAAAAAGAUACGGGACUCUCGCGCGGAUUAUCUUCGCGCGUCGCCAGCGGGCAAGACGAGGACGUUGGAUACGAUUUUUUUGUUGACGAAUGAUAAGAGUGAUUGGUUGGAGAGGUUGAAGGUUGCUCUUAGGAAGGAGGGGUGGUAUACGAUUGCUACGACGUGGGAUUUGGAGCUUGAUCAGGAGCAGAAGGAUGUGGGGAUGGCUGUUGAUAUGGAUAUUGCGCGCAAGGCGGCGGUGUUUAUUGGGAAUGGGUGGUCGUCAUUUACGAGUAAUAUCUUGCAUCGACGCUUGGUCGAUGGGAAAGAACCCAUCAGCAAUCGGUUCUAUUGA
Molecule: messenger RNA, 1464 nt
Organism: Laccaria bicolor S238N-H82
Lineage: Eukaryota; Fungi; Basidiomycota; Agaricomycetes; Agaricales; Hydnangiaceae
Exons: 3
Coding region: 1-1464 (487 amino acids)
Source: RefSeq, a predicted model, not a curated record